AUGUCAGUGCCAAUUUCACAGAAGGGCCAGCAGGAUGAGUUCGUGGAGACUAUUGAGCCCGAAAUGUCACAGGCUGUGCCUCAUGACAAUAGCAAAGGAAGCCAGCCCAAAGGAGAUCAAGCUUUGCAGCUCAUCGAAGAGGCAGGCCACUCGAACAUUCUAACACCAGAGAACAACGCCAAAGUUCUUCGAAAGAUCGAUUUGCGUUUACUUCCCCUUCUCCUAGGAGUCUACUUCCUCCAGCAACUCGACAAGUCCACCAUCUCAUAUGCCUCGGUUUUUGGAAUCGUUGAGAAAGCCCAUCUCGUCGGCCAAGAGUACUCCUGGCUAGGAGGUUCGAUCUAUCUGGCUCAGCUGGUGUUCCAGCCCCUGGUCGCUUACCUUCUGGUUAAAGUGCCCAUAGGAAAAUUCCUGGCUGUGUCCUGCCUCCUAUGGGGUAUUGCUUUAACAUGCAUGACUGCAGCUACAAAUUUUAGACAGCUGCUUACUUGCCGAAUCUUCCUUGGUGUCUUUGAAGCUGGAAUUGCGCCGGCCUUCAUUGCAGUCACUCAAAUGUGGUACCGGCGUCGAGAGCAGCCCGUGAGAUUGAGUUCUUGGUAUGCGAUGAACGGUGUCGUGAAUAUGUUUGGAAGUUUGAUUGCCUUUGGACUAGGUCACAUCAGUUCUCCUAUAUUUGCACCCUACCAGAUUAUCUUUCUCUUCUUCGGUCUAGUUACUGUUGGGUUCUCUGCCGUUAUUCUUGUUUUCAUGCCCGAUUCCCCCGUGUCCGCCAAAUUCCUUAAAGAGGAGGACAAACUUCUGUCUAUCGAAAGACAGCGAAUGAAUCAACAAGGUGUUGAGAGCCAAGAAUGGAAAUGGGAUCACGCAAAAGAAGCAUGCCUCGACCCCAAAUCAUGGUUCUGGUUUGCGUUAAUGUUCUCGAUUUCUGUUCCGAGUGGCGGUAUUACUACUUUUGGGCCCUUGAUUAUCAAGUCAUUUGGCCUUAGUGAAUAUGAUACCAUGCUUUUCAACAUCCCAUUCGGUGCGGUUCAGCUUGUUGCCACCAUGACAGGAGCUUGGCUAGCGACCGUUUGGAAAAUGAAGGGUCCAGUCUUAGCAUUACUCUGUCUCCCACCCAUUGCAGGUUGUGUGAUGCUAUUACAGAUUGCGCAUGACGAUUCCCACAAGGGAGCUCUACUUGCAGGAUACUACAUUAUUUCUGUAUACCCAGCGAUCACCCCAUUGAUAUACUCCUGGUCUGCAGGAAACACAGCGGGAGAGACAAAAAAGAAGGUUACUACCUCUAUCCUGUAUAUCGGACAGUGCGCCGGUAAUGUCCUUGGACCGAACCUUUAUACCACAAACGAAGCACCGCUUUACCGUCGUGGUCUUCUUUCGAAUCUCGCAAUGUUUUGUGUCUUGAUGGGUCUGACCGGGACAAACAUGGCAUAUCUUUACUUCCUGAACAAGCAGCAUGAGAAGAGACGCGUGGCUCUCGGAAAGAGCGCCAAGAUUGUAGACCAGUCGAUGCAAACCGUUCAAGCUGCCUCGGACGAUGCCAAAGAAGAUGUACCUCAGCAAGCAGCAGAUGAUAAUGCCUGGAAAGAUCUGACUGAUUGGCAAAAUGAGGACUUUGUUUAUGUCUUCUAA
Penicillium vulpinum is the source of this 1629-nucleotide messenger RNA. RefSeq lists its product as uncharacterized. Gene Ontology annotation, molecular function: transmembrane transporter activity. NCBI's taxonomy places the organism in Eukaryota, Fungi, Ascomycota, Eurotiomycetes, Eurotiales, Aspergillaceae. The transcript is spliced from 11 exons. Gene Ontology annotation, cellular component: membrane. Bases 1 to 1629 code for a protein of 542 amino acids. Gene Ontology annotation, biological process: transmembrane transport. The record is from RefSeq and is a predicted model, not a curated record.